AUGAAAUUCUUCAAUCCAAUGCUCUCCAAGGACGGCCUCAUCAAGGUUGGUGGUCGUAUUCAAGACUCCAACUCUCCCGAAGGAAUGAAGCAUCCAAUCAUCAUCUCGAGUAAACACCGACUGGCACACCUGCUUGCUGAUCACUACCACCGAACUCUAAUGCACGCCGGACCGCAGCUGAUGACGACCACCAUCAGACAGAAGUUCUGGAUUCUACGAGGCAGAGAUUUAUUGCGUCAAGUGUACCACCAGUGCCAUACCUGCUUCCGUAGAAAACCGGUAUUGAUCCAGCAAGCAACAGCAGAUUUACCUAACUCCAGAGUGACACCGUCGCGGCCAUUUUCAGUCUCCGGUGUCGACUAUUGCGGCCCGAUCCUCUUACGUGGUCCACACCGUAGAGCAGGACCAGUCAAAGCAUACAUCGCUUUAUUCGUGUGCUUCUCAACGCGGGCCGUACAUCUGGAGCUCGUCAGCGAUCUCUCCACAGCAGCAUUCCUGGCUGCUCUGAAGCGGUUCAUAGCACGACGUGGCAAGGUCUGUGAACUUCAUUCAGACAAUGCUACAAACUUUAAAGGAGCCGCCAACGAGCUGCAUCAUCUCUUUAAAAUGCUUAAAACGGACGACAGCAGCCGAAAACUCAUUUUCGACUGGUGCGCUAAUGCAGAAAUCAGGUGGAAAUUCAUUCCACCGCGCGCACCUCACUUUGGUGGUCUGUGGGAGGCGGCGGUGAAAUCGGCGAAGAGUCAUCUUCUGAAGGAAGUGGGUAAUACAACCGUCACCCACGAAGAAAUGCUGACCCUGCUCGCCCAGGUCGAAAUGUGCCUCAACUCACGGCCCAUAACUGAGAUGUCCAAUGACCCAACGGAUCUAGAGGCUCUUACACCGGGUCAUUUCCUAGUCGGUUCGAACCUGCAAUCGAUUCCAGAAGCCGACUACAAGCAAUUACCAGACAACAAGCUCAACCGUUGGCAGCUGAUGCAAAAACGACUCCAGGCAAUUUGGAAGCGCUGGAGCACCGAGUAUUUACAGCAGCUGCAAGCCCGUUCAUCAAAAGGCAUCAAACCUCCCGUUGACAUCCGAGUGGGCCGACUAGUCAUCAUUAAGGACGACAACCUUCCCCCAGCCCAGUGGAUGUUGGGUCGCAUAACGAAGAUUCAUCCCGCUCAUGAUGGUAUCGUUAGAGUCGUCACCUUGAAGACGGCAUCUGCAGACAAUGUUGUCCGUCCUGUCGUCAAACUUUCACUUCUUCCAAUGCCAUCAAACGUGAACGACGUUGAGAAUCCAGCCGGUCCCUAUGAUGGUAACCGAACUCGCAAUGAGCAGCCCAUCAAUCACCCAAUAUCUUGGACCGCAGUCAGUUCAUCGAUUCGUACGCAGCAGUGUCCGUAUAGUAAUUAA
This is a messenger RNA of Toxorhynchites rutilus septentrionalis, 1398 nucleotides long. RefSeq lists its product as uncharacterized. Gene Ontology annotation, biological process: DNA integration. The coding region runs from base 1 to 1398 and encodes 465 amino acids. The transcript has a single exon. The record is from RefSeq and is a predicted model, not a curated record. NCBI's taxonomy places the organism in Eukaryota, Metazoa, Arthropoda, Insecta, Diptera, Culicidae. Gene Ontology annotation, molecular function: nucleic acid binding.